GUGCAAAUAUCACAUGUACCCAAGUUUGGCACAGACGGACUCGGUUCGCCAACCAGUUGCAAAACGUCACUUUAAGCUCAGAUCUCCUCAGCUGAAGCACAUUUCCUUCUUGCUAAAAAAGCUAAUUUCUUAUUGCUAAUUUUUGCUAAGAUUAUCGUCAUUCCAAGAAAAAAUGUUUGUGGUAACAUUUGUGAGACAUGGCGAGACGGAGUGCAAUGUGGCCAACAUAAUUCAAUCUCACACUCCAGGACAGUUAACGGAAAGGGGAGUUUCUAUGGCAGAACGUCUUGGAAUCCAUCUCGCGGACGAGAAAUUCACACGGAUUUAUUCCAGUGAUUUAAAGCGUUGUCAUGACACGACGCUCAACAUUUUGAAGCAAUCAAGUCACCACGUACCCGAAAAAGAAGGGUACAGCGUUGAAGAGUUGUUAGUGCUGGAUGAAAUGUUGAGAGAAAGGUCAUGCGGUCCUCUUGAACUCCAACCUGGAGAAGAACUCGCAAAAAUUAUGCGAGAAACGGGUCUGAAAUUUCCCUACAUGCCGAUACCUGGUGGGGAACCGUAUCCCGAUUUUAAGCAGAGAACAGCCAAGUUUUUUAAUAUGCUGUGCAAACUUGCCGAUGUCGCGGAAAAUGAGGAAAAUGUGUUAGUUGUGACGCAUGGUGGUUGGCUGAUGGGUCUUUUGGAUCACUUGGUAGACUGCCCCCACGACAUUGAAGACUUUGACGAAUCUCUCGUUCAUUUGCGUCCCCACAACACGGCCACGACCAAGCUGGUCAUUCACAAGCAUGACUACAGCAAAAGUAACGAGGGGAGCAAGAGAAAAGUGACGGUAAAACAUGUCCAUGACAUAAGUCAUCUUCCAGAUCAUUUGCAGAAAGAAGCUUAAAAACUUUGGUGAAGGUUGACGUUCCAAAAUUUUGUAUUAUGCAAAAUGUAUUAAAAAUUGUGAGAGUAUGGAGUUAGUAAAAUGCAUGUCUAAAAGUUGACAACAUAAAUGGUACCAAUUUUUUAGUUGUUAAGAAAAUUGUAAUUAUUUAGUCAAUGAAGCGGAAGUCGGGAUAUUGCUACAUACUUGUAAAUAAUAGACUCCGGAAUUUAAUUUUGUAAUAAAAUGAUGAUACCUUUACAAAAAAGUGAUAUAAUCAAAGAGAUCUUAUCAAAUUCUAAUAAAAUGGAAUUAAAAAACUU
Folsomia candida is the source of this 1188-nucleotide messenger RNA. RefSeq names its product fructose-2,6-bisphosphatase TIGAR. Gene Ontology annotation, molecular function: fructose-2,6-bisphosphate 2-phosphatase activity. The transcript has 4 exons. Gene Ontology annotation, cellular component: cytosol. Bases 173 to 886 code for a protein of 237 amino acids. The record is from RefSeq and is a predicted model, not a curated record. Gene Ontology annotation, biological process: fructose 2,6-bisphosphate metabolic process; negative regulation of glycolytic process; fructose 1,6-bisphosphate metabolic process. NCBI's taxonomy places the organism in Eukaryota, Metazoa, Arthropoda, Collembola, Entomobryomorpha, Isotomidae.